Messenger RNA from Caenorhabditis briggsae, 1023 nucleotides. Gene Ontology annotation, molecular function: diacylglycerol O-acyltransferase activity. Gene Ontology annotation, cellular component: endoplasmic reticulum membrane. The transcript is spliced from 4 exons. Gene Ontology annotation, biological process: triglyceride biosynthetic process. NCBI's taxonomy places the organism in Eukaryota, Metazoa, Nematoda, Chromadorea, Rhabditida, Rhabditidae. The record is from RefSeq and is a predicted model, not a curated record. The coding region runs from base 1 to 1023 and encodes 340 amino acids.
AUGCCAAAAUUUUUAGGAAUCGAUUGGAUUGACCCAUUUUCGUCGUUGGAACGAAAAAAGACAUAUUUGGGCAUGGUGGUCCAUGCCAUCUAUUGCUAUCCAAUUGGAAAUAUGCUCCUGACGGUCCCAUUUUUCAUGCUCUUCCCAUUUCACUGGUCAUUGCUCAUUCUACUUUAUGCCGCAUGGGCAUAUUACGAUAGAAAUACGCCAUCAAAAGGGGGCUAUGGAUUCGAAUUCAUUCGAAAAUGGAGAAUCAACCGGUGGUACGGUGGAUAUUUUCCAGCAAAAGUUCACAAAACCGCCGCAUUGGACUCAAAGAAGAAUUAUAUAUUGGGUUAUCAUCCACAUGGUAUCAUUUCAAUGGGCGGAUGGGUCAAUUUUGCAUCCAAUGGGUCAGGAAUUAUGGAUAUGUACCCUGGAAUCACCUUCAAUCUAUGCACAUUGGGUCUAAACUUCAAAAUUCCGAUUCGAAGAGAAAUUCUGUUGCUUUUUGGAUGUAUCGAUUGCUCUAAAGAGUCAAUGGAAUACAUUUUGAGUUCAAAAAACCAGGGAAGAGCACUAGUUUUGGUUGUGGGCGGAGCCGCCGAGUCCCUAGAUGCUCAUCCUGGAAAACAUGAGCUCACUUUGAUGAGCAGAAAGGGUUUCGUAAGAGAGGCAUUGCUCACUGGAGCACAUUUGGUUCCAGUUUACUCGUUUGGAGAGAAUGAUGUCUUUGAACAGGCCGCCAACCCACCGGGCUCGACCCUCCGAAAAUGGCAAGAGAAACUGCGUAAAUCAAUGGGGACUGCACUUCCAAUGGUAAAAGGACGUGGAUUUCUACAGUAUACCUUUGGUUUUCUACCGUUUCGACGACCCAUUAAUACAGUAAUCGGUGCGCCGAUUACUGUAGAAAAAACGGAAAAUCCGACGAAGGAGCAAAUUGAAAAAUUGCAUGAGCAAUAUGUUGAGAAACUGGUGGAACUAUUUGAAGAGCAUAAACAACGAUUUGGAAUUUCUAAGGAUGUCAAUUUGGUUUUGAAAUAG